Molecule: messenger RNA, 816 nt
Organism: Helobdella robusta
Lineage: Eukaryota; Metazoa; Annelida; Clitellata; Rhynchobdellida; Glossiphoniidae
Exons: 3
Source: RefSeq, a predicted model, not a curated record
AUUAAUAACAGGAUUGAUGUACUGCUGCAAAAGUAUGAAAAUCUUGUUGGGUUGACUGAAGUGAAGACAGCACAGAAAAAAGUUAUUGAUGCAGAACAAAUAUUUCAAAAUGUACAAAAUGAAAGAAGAAAUUGUCAGACAAAAAUGACAGAAAUUCAGAACCGUCUUAAAGACAUCCAUGUCAGAUUAGAUAAACUGCAGAGAGGAGAUGAACGUUACCUGAUCUUAUUAACUGAGGAACAUGAUGUCCUGAGAAAUGAAAAAAAAUUAAUGCAAGAUCUGCGACACUGGGAACAGGCAGAGCAUGACCAUUUUGCUGCACUCUCUUCUGCUCUUCGAGAAAGCCACGAAAAAGAAAGAGCUCAGGCUGAAAAAACGAAAUAUUGGUCAAUCAUUGGCUCAGUGAUUGGUGCUGCUAUAGGAAUAGUGGGAACAUCAAUUAACAACCACAUGAAAAUGAGAGAACUGAAAGAUCUGGUUCAAGAGGGGUCAGACAAAAAUUUAGAGUUGAAGGAUAUCGUUAAAAAUUUGUCACAGGUGGCUCAGGCGCAAUAUGGACAAACCAUUUCAUUUCUAUCAGACCUACAAACCUUAAUAUUAGAAGGAAAAGCACCAGAAAAACUGAAGUUACCUUUGUUGUUGGCAUCCGAGUCAGAAAAGUUUGAUAACGUUAACAAGGUAGUAUACGUUGGGUCAGAGAUAACCAAUCUUCUGCAAAGGAUGGAAGACGAUUUGGAAUGGAAAAUAAAAAAAAAUGCUUUAAUGACGACGGGUCUAAUUUAUGGAACAGGACUUGUGGCCGCUGCUGUUGUAUAU